GCUUACUAUGCGCAUGCGCAUAUAAAAAAUAACACUGUUUCGCCUAGAAUAAUAAUAUAAGUCAAUCUAAGCUUAUCAUUGAGUUAUUAUUAUUUGUUUGUUAACCUACGUCAUCUAUUUUUGUAAAAUUCAAAUUCAAGGUACCUUUUAGAUUAUUAAUUUUUUGAUUUAAAUGUCUAUUUUACUCGAAUACUUAUGAGCUAUGUUUUCGUGAUUCAUACACAGUUUAUCGUUCAACGCUAUGGAUUUAGCUAAAGUAAGCAAUGGAGAGAAGCUUAACAUAUGUAGGAAAUAUUUUUAUGGUGGAUUUGGUCUUCUACCUGUAUUAUGGCUUGUCAAUUUCGUAUGGUUUUUUCGAGAUGCAUUUUUAAAAGAGACAUUCCCUGAGCAAAAGAAACUCCGUCAGUACGUAACAAUAUCGGGAAUCCUUGCACUUUUUGGUAUAGGAAUAGUGGUGGCAUGGGCUAUUGUCUAUCAAAAAUAUCGACUCGAUUGGGGCGAAGCUGGAGAUAGAUUAUUAUUUGUUAUUCCUGUUGGGAAACCAUAG
Dimorphilus gyrociliatus is the source of this 547-nucleotide messenger RNA. Lineage: Eukaryota; Metazoa; Annelida; Polychaeta; Dinophilidae. The record is from the annotation of a GenBank genome assembly.